Messenger RNA from Malaclemys terrapin pileata, 9798 nucleotides. It is a transcript of the gene ABCC4, whose product is annotated as ATP binding cassette subfamily C member 4. Gene Ontology annotation, cellular component: plasma membrane. The transcript has 31 exons. Gene Ontology annotation, biological process: transmembrane transport. NCBI's taxonomy places the organism in Eukaryota, Metazoa, Chordata, Testudines, Emydidae. The coding region runs from base 162 to 4154 and encodes 1330 amino acids. The record is from RefSeq and is a predicted model, not a curated record. Gene Ontology annotation, molecular function: ABC-type transporter activity; ATP hydrolysis activity; ATP binding.
CCGGGGAGGGUGUCUGAUUUCCCGGAAGCGGCUCCAGAACUGUGCUGCUGAGCCGGGGAAGCAGCUGCUGCCCGGCAGCCCCAAGCCUGUUGCACGCCGCGGGCCGGGCACAGAGCGGCCGAGCCAGCGGCAAUAGCAGGUGACAGAGCAGCGGCAGGGGGAUGGAGGCACCGCGGCGGGAGGAGAAGUCCAACCCCCUGCGGGCUGCCAACUUCUGCUCCCGGCUCUUCUUCUGGUGGUUGAAUCCUUUAUUUGUUACUGGUCACAAACGAAAGCUUGAAGAAGAUGAUAUGUAUAAAGUACUGGCUGAAGAUGCAUCAGAGAGGGUUGGAGAGGAGUUGCAAUGGUACUGGGAUAAAGAGGUGCAAAAAGCUAAAAAAGAAGCAAGAACGCCCCAUUUAACAAAAGCAAUCCUACUUUGUUAUUGGAAAUCCUAUUUAGCUUUGGGAUUUUUCACAUUGAUCGAGGAAACACUCAAAGUAAUUCAACCCGUCUUUUUGGGAAAAAUUAUUAAUUAUUUUGAAUUUUUUGAUCCUCUUGAUACUGCUGCUUUGAAUUUUGCCUACGGCUAUGCAGCUGCUUUGUCUGUAUGUACAUUGAUUUUAGCCAUAACCCACCACUUGUACUUUUAUCAUGUACAACGGGCUGGCAUGAAAUUGAGAGUAGCGAUGUGUCACAUGAUUUAUCGGAAGGCACUUCGUCUCAGUAACACAGCUCUGGGAAAAACUACCACAGGUCAAAUAGUAAAUCUUUUAUCAAAUGAUGUGAACAAAUUUGAUCAGGUAACGAUUUUCUUACACUUUUUAUGGGCUGGACCACUUCAAGCUAUAGCAGUAACUGCACUUCUCUGGAUUGAAAUAGGCCCAUCAUGCUUUGCAGGAAUGGCAAUUCUGAUUAUUCUACUUCCUUUACAAACCUGUAUUGGGAGGUUGUUUUCUUCACUAAGGAGUAGAACUGCAGCCUUGACAGAUGUCCGGAUUAGGACAAUGAAUGAAGUCAUAACUGGUAUGAGGAUAAUAAAGAUGUAUGCCUGGGAAAAAUCAUUUUCAGAACUAGUUAGCAGUAUAAGAAGGAAGGAGAUUUCCAUGGUUCUUAAAAGCUCCUAUCUUCGAGGAUUGAACUUGGCAUCAUUCUUUGUUGCAAGCAAAAUAACAGUUUUUAUGACUUUCAUGACAUAUGUACUGCUUGGCAAUGUUAUUUCUGCAAGUCGGGUGUUUGUGGCAGUGUCACUGUAUGGUGCAGUGAGACUGACUGUCACUCUCUUCUUCCCUGCGGCUGUUGAGAGAGCAUCUGAGGCAAUGAUCAGCAUACGACGAAUCAAGAACUUUCUAAUACUUGAUGAGGUUUCACAGUUCAAUCUGCAAUUGGAGAAUAGCAACGAAAAUGUCCUACUUCAUGUUCAAGACUUGACUUGUUAUUGGGAUAAGAGUUUGGAAAUCCCAACCCUUCAGCAACUUUCUUUUACUGUCAGACCAGGUGAAUUAUUGGCUGUGAUUGGCCCUGUAGGAGCUGGGAAAUCAUCUCUCUUAAGUGCUGUCCUCGGCGAACUGCCUAAAGAUAAAGGUUUGAUGGAUGUUAGAGGAAGAAUAGCCUAUGUUUCUCAACAGCCAUGGGUAUUUCCUGGCACCGUGAGAAGUAAUAUACUCUUUGGUAGAGAAUAUGAGAAGGAAAAGUAUGAAAAAGUUCUAAAAGUUUGUGCUCUUAAAAAAGACAUGAAUUUGUUAGAAGAUGGUGACCUAACUGUGAUAGGAGAUCGUGGAGCUACAUUGAGUGGUGGUCAGAAAGCCCGUGUAAAUCUUGCCAGAGCAGUGUAUCAAGAUGCAGACAUCUACCUCUUGGAUGAUCCACUGAGUGCAGUAGAUGCAGAAGUUAGCAGACACUUGUUUGAAAAGUGUAUUUAUCAGGCCUUGCACCAAAAGGUCUCUAUUUUAGUGACUCAUCAGUUGCAGUACCUCCAUGCUGUAAACCAGAUUUUGAUUUUAAAAGAGGGUAAAAUGGUGGGGAAAGGGACCUAUUCAGAGUUCCUGAGUUCUGGAAUCGAUUUUGCUUCCCUUUUGAAAAAAAAUGAAGAGGUUGAACAGUCACCAAUUCCUGGAAUCUCCACUAUGACGUCAGCAAGGAACCGUACCUUUUCACAGUCCUCUGUCUGGUCACAAGAUUCCUUGGUGCAGUCACAGAAAGAUGGAGCAGUAGAACAGCCACCUACUGAACCUUUGGUGACUGCACUGCCAGAAGAGAGCCGGUCUGAGGGAAAAAUAAACUUCAAGAUUUACAGGAAAUAUUUUGCUGCUGGAGCAAACUACUUUGUAAUUUUUAUACUUUUACUUCUAAAUAUUUUGGCACAGGUUGCUUAUGUGCUUCAGGAUUGGUGGCUUUCAUACUGGGCAAAUCAGCAAGAAAAGCUGAAUGUCACAUCACAUGGAAAUAAUGGAAUAAAUGAGACUAGACAUCUAGAUCUCAGCUUCUAUUUAGGAAUUUAUGCAGGUUUGACGGUGACUACAGUACUGUUUGGCAUAGUGAGAAGUCUGUUGGUAUUCACAGUUCUUGUGAAUGCUGGUCAAACUUUGCACAACAAAAUGUUUCAAUCACUUUUGAAAGCUCCAGUGUUGUUCUUUGACAGAAACCCUAUAGGGAGAAUCUUAAAUCGUUUCUCCAAAGAUAUUGGCCAUCUGGAUGAUUUGCUUCCACUGACAAUUUUGGACUUCAUACAGACUCUCCUACAGAUUUUUGGCGUGGUAGCUGUGGCUGUGGCAGUGAUUCCUUGGAUACUCAUCCCUUUAGUUCCACUUUGUAUUCUUUUCAUUUUUCUUCGACGGUAUUUCUUAGACACAGCGAGAGAUAUUAAACGUCUGGAGUCCACAACACGAAGUCCAGUAUUCUCCCACUUGUCAACAUCUCUCCAGGGACUUUGGACAAUUCGUGCUUUCAAAGCAGAGCAAAGAUUCCAAGAAUUAUUUGAUGCUCACCAAGAUCUUCACUCAGAGGCUUGGUUUCUGUUUUUGACUACCUCCCGAUGGUUUGCUGUGAGGCUGGAUGCCAUCUGUGCCAUCUUUGUUAUAGUGGUUGCCUUUGGUUCCCUGUUUCUCGCAAACACUCUGGAUGCAGGACAGGUUGGCUUGGCAUUGUCCUAUGCAAUCACACUCAUGGGAAUGUUCCAGUGGGGAGUUAGGCAAAGUGCUGAAGUUGAAAAUCUGAUGAUCUCAGUAGAAAGAGUAAUGGAAUACACAGAACUUGAAAAGGAAGCUCCUUGGGAGUCCAACAAACCUCCACCAGCUGAAUGGCCAAGCCAAGGAGUGAUAGCCUUUGAAAAUGUUAAUUUCACUUACAGCUUAGAUGGACCCUUGGCGUUGAGGCACUUGUCUGUUCUAAUUAAAUCAAAAGAAAAGGUUGGAAUUGUGGGAAGAACAGGAGCUGGAAAGAGCUCUUUGAUAGCAGCCCUCUUUCGGUUGGCUGAACCCAAAGGACGAAUUUGGAUUGAUAAGUACUUAACAUCAGAACUGGGACUUCAUGACUUGCGGAAGAAAAUUUCAAUCAUACCUCAGGAGCCCGUUCUGUUCACUGGAACUAUGAGAAAAAACUUAGAUCCUUUCAAUGAAUACACUGAUGAAGAGCUGUGGAAUGUCUUGGAAGAGGUGCAACUGAAGGAGGCUGUGGAAGAACUUCCUGAUAAAAUGGAGACACAGUUGGCAGAAUCUGGAUCUAAUUUUAGCGCUGGUCAGAGACAGCUCGUGUGCCUUGCCAGGGCAAUUCUCAAAAAAAAUCAAAUUCUGAUUAUUGACGAAGCAACAGCAAAUGUGGACGCAAGAACGGAUGAGUUGAUUCAAAAGACAAUCCGUGAAAAGUUUGCCCAGUGCACUGUGCUGACCAUUGCACACAGGUUGAACACCAUUAUCGACAGUGACAGGAUUAUGGUUUUAGAUGCAGGAAGACUAAAAGAAUAUAAUGAGCCAUACAUUUUGCUACAAGAAAAAGAGAGCCUGUUCUACAAGAUGGUGCAACAAGUGGGCAAGGCUGAAGCUGCAGCUCUGAUUGAAACAGCAAAACAGGUCUACUUCAGUAAAAAUUACCCAGAAGUUAUUCAGAAUGGUCAAGUUGUCACACAUUCUUCAAUAGAUGCUGCCUCAGGAUUAAUCUUUUGUGAAACUGCACUGUGAUCCAGCGUAGACAUGAUAGCUUUCUAUAGAAUGCAAACCGGAAAUCAUUUAAACUGGAUGACUGACAGUGUUUAGAGUGGAGCUUUUUGCACUAGACAACAAUCAUAUUUCAUAUUAAGAAAAAUAUUUCAUCUAGCUCUUUCUUUAAUUUUAGUGCAAUACAUUUAUCAUUUCCAUCUAAAUAAAUUUCCAUUGCUAAAGGAAUUAGGCAGACCUGUUUUUUGUUUUGUUUUGUUUUUUGAAAGUUACAUGGUAGAGACUUUCAUAUUUAAAUCACAGAUGCAGGGCAUCUAACAAUUCUGGGGUGCAGUUUUAGAGGUUAUUAGAAAACCUGAAGUUUCUCUAUUUUCCCAUUUGGAAAGCAUGUAAAAUCAAUUUGUUUAGUGUCACUUUAAAAUUUGUCUUACAGCAGUUUUGAUAAUAUAACACACCAUUUUCUAAUGCAGUACUUAUUAUAUACUCCAUCUUUUUAAAGCAGUUUUACAAACUGGCAGAAACAAGAACUGAACCAACCAAAAAUACAUUUUUAUAGAGAUAAGUUCACAUAUUGUUAUAAAUAUAAAUUUUUAAAUUAAAAUGUAAUACAGGUAUGGUCUGUGGAAAUUAACGUAAAAAUUUCAGUUUUCCUUUGCUGAGAUCCAAAUGCUGAAAAUCAAUAUCAAGCUACUGUAUUUUAGAAGAAAAUGGUCACAUUUUGCUUAUAUUUUGCAGUGCACCAAUAUUUUAAUAAUUUAAUAUACAUUCCUCUUUUUAUCCAGGUAAUCAAAUAAAAAAGUAUUAAAAUAACUAGAGGAAAUACUUAUUGAAAGACUUGUCAUCAGUAAACACUAUGUAGUGGAAAGUUAUCUUCUGCAAAACACAUUGUGAAAAUUUAUACAUUAUUUGCAUUUAUUGUGCCUUAAUACAAUUCAAGCCAAAUCUUCACCUGCAGGGUACACAGCAAAUUCAUUAAAUAUACUUUUUUAUUUUACUGUUUUAAAUUAAUGCAUUUAAAAAAUUUGCAUCAAGAAUUCUGUUUAAAUGAAGCUUCGUGAAGUUGCCAUUUCAGCGCUCAUGGAUAGAAAAAUAUCACUUGUAAUUUUGACAGGUUUCAGAGUGGUAGCCGUGUUCGUCUGUAUCAGCAAAAACAACGAGGAAUCCUUGUGGCACCUUAGAGACUAACAAAUGUAUUUGGGCAUAAGCUUUCAUGGGCUAAAACCCACUUCAUCAGAUGCACGGAGUGAAAAAUACAGUAAGCAGUAUAAAUAUUACAACACAUGAAAAGAUGGGAGUUGCCUUACCAAGUGGGAGGUCAGUGCUGGAAACUGGACACCAUCAAGUUAGGCCUGAAUAAAGACUGGGAGUGGAUGGGUCACUACAAAAAGUAAUUUUCCUUCUGCUGAUACUCACACCUUCUUGUCAGCUGUUGGAAAUAGGCGACAUCCACCUUGAUUGCAUUGGCCUUGUUAGCACUACAUAAGUAAUUUUCCUUCCCUUGAUAUUCACCCCUUCUUGUCAACUGUUGAGAAUAGGCCGCUUCCACCUUAAUUGAAUUGGCCUCGUUAGCACUGACCCCCCUCCCCAAAUUUUUUAGUCUCUAAGGUGCCACAAGGACUCCUCGUUGUUUUUGUAAUUUUGGUGCCCCUACUGAUUUUGAGAAGAAUUUAAGGAAAGAGAUCUGUAUUCUGUGUUAAUAAGUUAGGUCCUGAUCCAGUAAAGGACUUAGCAUGUAGUACUGUUGUGGAUGUGUCCUGCCAGCCACACCCAUUUAUGCCAAGGUUCAAAAUAGAGACCAGCUGCACAGAUCUCUGCUCUGUGACAUUCAAAGGGUUGCAGCAUCCCUGGAUGUGGGUUCUUUGUGGUAUGGGCUACCUGCAUAGCAGAAAUGAUCCAUUUCCGCUGCAGUUUGUUUGCAUUUACCCAUCUACACAGGUGUGGCAUCUGGCUCCUAGUAACACUCUUUUAUUGUUAUCAUGAAGUUCCAAAGUGAAAUACUUUUCUGCUUGAGCAGAUUCUGACACCCUUCCUCCACAAUUACUCCCAUUAAAUUCAAUAGGGCGACAUUUGAUAGGGUGCUAUUUAACAUAAGGGUCUCACAUUCAGGCCCUUUUAUUGGGCUGAGUCUAAUCUCACCUAACCCUGUUUUACAGUGGUGCAAUUCUAUGGCCUUGCAUGGAUUUAUGUCUUGGGUUUACAACAAGAUAAGAGGAGAGUCAUGCAUACUGUGUGUGAUAUGCUGGAGUUUUUAAACAUACUACAAAAGUGCAGGCAUCUGGCCAUAUUGUACUGUGAAUCUAUGCCCAUCAUUUCCAUCAAUAUUCAGGAAAAUCAUGUGCAUGGAUCAAGGGUAUAAUGUGGCUCUAGGCCAUUUCAGCCAAAAAUACUUCUAUGUUAUAUUUGAGAGAAGAAUCCAAAGUUUUUAGGUUCUGCCGACUCACUGGCAUGAAAGCUAGACAGAUCUUGCUAUAUCAGACUCUCAACUAGUAUACUUUACUUAGAAUUAAUUUGCUACUGUAGCUUUUUGAAUGCACGCAAAAAUGUUAGGCAUCUAUGAGAAUGCUGAUUAUGCUGUAUAACGUGUUUUGACAGGACAAUACUGGCAAUAUGUCUCAAAUGUCAAUGUCAUAGAAAUCAAACUGAAAACCUGUGUAAGUUGUUGAACAGGACAACUGGUAUGUUCAUUUCUAGUAACUUCUCUCAUUGCCAUUAAAUCCACAUUGUACUCUUUUAAAAAAUAGUUCAGCUAAAUAAUGCAGGUUAGAUUUAAUCAAUAAAUCAUUGUUCAGUUUUUUUCUUAACAUCUGUUGCUGUUUUGUUUUAACAAUUAUGUAGGGUAACGUUGGCUGGUCCAUUUAUUUUCAGAUGAGUAAAAAUGUAUCAGUGCACCUUAUUGUUAACAAUCAAAUUUACGGCUUAGCGUUUAAGUAAAGUGUGGGAGGGAAUUGGCCUUCCAUUUGUUGGGUCUCUUGACUGUUAAAUGUACAUAGUAUUGUUCCAGAUAAGCCUUUUACAUAUCCAUUUCAGGUAGAAUUCAACUGAACAGUUCUCACAUCCACAUUUGAAAAUAUUCUUAAUUUACUUACAAGCAGCAAAGCUGGGUCAUUGUGAUCUACAUUCCUUAAUAGGAAUCUCUUGGAAAUGAGUUCCAUCUUCUGAGUUAUUAAAGCCUUUUAAAACAACUUCUUCACCAUCAGCUGCCUUAAAAUUCUCUAGAAUCUUCAUUCUAAUAUAGACUAUUUCAAAUACAACAACUCUGAAGUCACCAGUGCAUAGGUUUAUUUGUUGGGAAGGAGACUAAGAGCAACCCCUGGUUCCGAUCUAAAUAAUUGUAAUUUCGACAAAUGACAGUCAUGGCGUAUCUGAUAUCAUCUGUUUGUACAAAAUAGACAAAUUGUGGAAGAAUAAACACCAUAAGGAGGAAGAUUGCACAGAAUUCUUUUAAAUAAUGUUUGUCCCUGGGUCCGGUGGACCUUGUGGCAAUGUUCUGUUGAAUUCCCUGCACCAAGGUCUCACUCUUAAGGUAGAUCUACGCUGAAGUGCAGCAAUACCAGCAUGCCCAGUCCUUGAAAGAGGCCAUCACUUUCUUUGAUCAAGAUCAGUUUUUUCUGGUUGUCUGAGUAAUUGUUGACUGGUUCCAGUAAACUUUCCAGCCUAUGGUUAGAAAAAUAGUGGUAUGAUGCAUAUGGAUAAAAUUGUGGGGAAAUGGAAGAUUCUUAGGACUCCCAAAAAUGGUAUAGAGACCUCCCUGAAAAGUAUUGCUUUUCAGAUUGCCUGGUCUCUCUCCCCCACAAAAAUCUGACCUUUUCAUAUUUGUUUUCACUCUUCUUUUUAAAAAAAGACUAAAUAUUUCCUCUGAUGAGGGUGAACUUCUGAUAUUUUAACAGAAGAAUGUGGAUUUCUACAUACCCUUUAGUUUUUCUUGGAAUUUGUGUAAUGACUGUUAGAUUGUUAUGGCCAUAGAAGGGUUUUUAGUUGACUGUAUGGUAUGACGUAUUGCUGUGUGAAAAAAGUGGGAUGAUAAAAUCCUCAAAAGUAUGUGUAACCCUGUUGUAAUGAUCACACAUAUUAUCAUGUAAAGACACAAAUGCAGUAUUGCACUUGAAAUAAUUUGUAUUGUGGCACUAUCCAGAGGCCUCAACCAAGAUCAGGGCCCCUUACAGUUGUGUUCGAUGCUAUAAAAACACAUGGUAAGAAACGGUCCCUUCCCCAGAGGGUUUACAGCCUAAACAGACCAGAUGGACAAAGGGUCGGAGGAGAAACAGAUAUUUGCACUAUCUGUCACUGCCCUGACUCCAGAAGAGUGUUCUGAGUCAAGAGGGCCUUGGUGAUAAGGAGCCUGGAUGGAAGGGAUGAUGGACUGAGGUUAACGCUGCCCCCUACUCCUGACAUUGAGGAUGCUGGUGUGAAGGCUCAUUUGUGCAACAUGUUCCCCUUUGGAAUGAAUAAACUAGACCCCUGAAGGGGUUCAAUAUGUAUCAGCCUCACUGAACUUAUUGAAAGCACACUAAGGGAAACCAAAGCAGAGACACAACCUUGGUUCUGCCACAGGCUGCCAGACAUUGCUCCAGCUGUGAGUGCCUACCAUUACACCUGUUUGUUGUUGGGAUGUUUACUAUAUUAAUAUAUUGAUUUAGUUUAAUAGCAGGCUUUAAGCAAACAAGCAGGAAGAAAGGAAUGAAUUCAAAAUGACCUUGACAAAUUGGUGAAUUGGUCUGAAACCAGCAAGAUGAAAUUCAUUAAAGACAAGUGCAAAGUACUAUAUUUAGGAAGGGAAAAAAAAUUGAAAGCACAAAUACACCAUGGGAAAUAACUGGCUAGGAAGUAAUACUGCUGAAAAGCAUCUGGAGGUUUAGUAGAUCACAAGUUGAUUAUAAGCCAGCAAUAUGAUGCAGUUGUGAAAAAGGCUGUUGUGACAAUCAAGGUCCAGACACCCAAAGGGGAGUAUGGGGGGGUCUGAACCCUGCAAAAUAAGCUAUCGAAUCAACUGGUUGUAGACACUGUUAUUCUGUAUGUAAAGUAUGCCAACUAAGGUCUUUUGUGAAAACUUGUAAUGUCCUGAACUUGAUGGCCAUUAGGAGAUAUGUAUACAGGCUAUGGUUUUGAAUUGAUGCAUGUAUUUAUGUGUAGAAAAUUGUAAUUGUGCCCAUAGAGACAGGCUGGGAGGGCACCUCCCAGGCAGGUGUUCACACUCUGAGCACCUAGCAUUGUUCAGGUAGGAGGAGACAAUGGUGGACCAUUAAAAUGAAUGGGAAAAACACUGAAACAACUUGAAACGGAAAAGAAAACCCCAUUCUGGGAAACCCCACCCCUGUUCUGUGUGAUCAUGAAUUACCAUAGUCCUGAGGAAAAGAAAGAAAACCCUGCAAACUCUGUUAAAAGGCAAGGGAAGUGAAGGCUAUCCACAAAUGAAGGGUCAGCAAUUAAGCAGGGUGCUUUCCAUGAAGCACUGGAUCCCUCUAGGACAGAGGACCUGCUGGAAAACCGUUCAGAGGCAAUAGGUAACUUGUAUUAACCAAGGGAAUUUAGCUCAGAGAGAAAUGUAAAGCCUCAGAUUUUGUCUUUCUGUUCUGUGUGACUUGUAUGUGUUUUGGCUUUCCUUACUAUUGCAGCUUGGAAUCUGUGAUGUGUUGUUGUUUUUUUUUCUAUUAAACAAACUUUUUGUUUA